This is a messenger RNA of Merops nubicus (carmine bee-eater), 1005 nucleotides long. RefSeq names its product potassium channel subfamily K member 16-like. Gene Ontology annotation, biological process: potassium ion transmembrane transport; stabilization of membrane potential. Gene Ontology annotation, molecular function: potassium ion leak channel activity. The record is from RefSeq and is a predicted model, not a curated record. The transcript has 6 exons. The coding region runs from base 1 to 1005 and encodes 334 amino acids. Gene Ontology annotation, cellular component: membrane. Lineage: Eukaryota; Metazoa; Chordata; Aves; Coraciiformes; Meropidae.
AUGUGCAGUGGCAAGCUGCCGACGGGUUUGCUGGUGACUGGCUACUUCAUCUACCUGCUGGUGGGUGCGGCUGUGUUCCAGGCACUGGAGAGGACUGCUGAGCAGCAGGGAAAAGCAGCAGCUGCCCAGAUGAAGGAGGCGUUUCUGCAGGAAUUCACCCAGCUCACAGGGGCGGAGAUGGAGCAGUUUAUGAAGAACCUGACUGAAGCCAUUCAGAAUGGAGUCUUCCCACUUGGAAAUGAAUCACAAAUUGAAGACAGCAACUGGGAUUUCAGCAGCUCCUUCUUCUUUGCAGGCACAGUUGUCUCCACAAUAGGCUAUGGCACGCUACAUCCUAAAACUGCUGGGGGACAGAUCUUCUGUGUGUUUUUUGCUCUGUUUGGAAUCCCUCUGAAUAUUGUUUUUCUGCACCGUGUUGGUAAGAUGCUCUCCCUGCUGUGUAAAAAGCUUGGAAAAUACCUGCACGAGAAAGGAAUGAGGAAGAAGAAGAUCAAAUUUCUGACCCUUUUGUUCUUCUUGGUUACGGGGGUCCUAGUUUUUCUGUGCUUGCCAUCACUUUUCUUCCAGAUAACAGAGGGCUGGUCCUACAGCGAAGGAAUUUACUUUGCAUUUAUCACCCUCAGCACCAUUGGCUUUGGAGACUAUGUAGUAGGUAAACAGCCUGGCAGGAAAUACUUCUCCUGCUACCGAACACUGGUGGCCAUUUGGAUUCUUUUUGGCCUUGCCUGGAUUGCUCUCCUGUUUAAUUUACUGACAACGGUACUAGAAGAUACUGAAAAAAUAAUCGUCAAGGAUCUACAUCAAAUUGGAAAGGUGAGUAAGGACAAUGAAGCAAACCAACAAAGAAGAUGCUGGCCUGCUCGGUUUAUUCCAGAAGAACUACUACCACCACGUGCUGGAGGGGAUGCACAGAAAAUGGAGUCACUACCAGCAGAUGCUGAACAUGCAAAAAGUGAAAACAAAAUGUCUUACAACAAAACUGUUGUCAUAACACAUGAGAAUUGA